AUGAAGUUUAAGGGCAAAUGUGUAAUCUAUAUUGGCGGAUUUGGUGGCAUUGGGCAGAAAUGCAUUGAAGAAUUAUUGGAGGAGGAAAUUGGACAUAUGUUUAUAUUCGACGUGGUUACAAAUAAUGAAUAUUUGGACAAAUUUCAAAAGGAAUUUCCGAUUUCUAAAAUUGAAUUUGUUCCAGUUGAUAUGUCCAAAGUUGAAACCAUUGAGAAUGCCUAUACAAUUGUUAUGGACAAAAUAGGACACAUUGAUAUUGUGAUCAAUGGAAGUGGUAUUUUGAAUGAACGUCUGAUUGAUUUGACAGUGGCUGUUAACUUGACGGGUGUUAUCCAUAGCAAUGUGAUAGCCUUAAAUCAUAUGAGUAAGGCAAAUGGUGGUCUUGGUGGAAUUAUAGUCAAUAUUGCAUCAGUGGCUGGUUUAGAACCGAUGGCCAUUGCUGCCGUGUACUCUGCAACAAAGAGUGCUGUUAUUAGCUUCUCGAAAUCAAUGGCGAAUCCUUGCUAUUAUGAACACACUGGUGUAAGUUUUAUUACAAUUUGUCCUGGAUCCACAACUACUAAUAUUAUUAGAGACCUAUCUCUAAAAUCUACAUUUCCACAAUAUUAUGAAGAAAUAACGGCAACAAUGGAAAAUCAUUCAAAACAAUCACCAGAGAAAUUAGCAAAAGCAUUCGUCAGAAUAUUGGAAAUCGCUGAUAAUGGAACACUGUGGACGGUAGUUGGCGGAAAAUUUGAAAAAGUUGAUGAAUGA
Molecule: messenger RNA, 753 nt
Organism: Musca vetustissima
Lineage: Eukaryota; Metazoa; Arthropoda; Insecta; Diptera; Muscidae
Product: alcohol dehydrogenase 1-like
Exons: 3
Coding region: 1-753 (250 amino acids)
Cellular component (GO): cytoplasm
Molecular function (GO): alcohol dehydrogenase (NAD+) activity
Source: RefSeq, a predicted model, not a curated record